Galleria mellonella (greater wax moth) is the source of this 2085-nucleotide messenger RNA. It is a transcript of the gene aspr, whose product is annotated as adhesive plaque matrix protein 2. The transcript is spliced from 11 exons. The record is from RefSeq and is a predicted model, not a curated record. Bases 157 to 1623 code for a protein of 488 amino acids. Lineage: Eukaryota; Metazoa; Arthropoda; Insecta; Lepidoptera; Pyralidae.
UUGUUUUCCUCUUUGUAACACAGACGAGUAAUCAGCGUAAGUGUCUUUUGUGCGGUGAUAUUACUUUGUGAAGUGAAAUUUUGGCGGCAAAUUAAAAUUAAUUGUCUAAGUUAACGUGUGCUCUCGCAUACUUAACUAAAAAAGUAUUGAAGUAAGAUGGGAGACAGGUUACUGUUUAUAGCACAAGUUGCGCUUCUCAGCUUCUUACAUAUUGAAGUUGAAGCCAAUCGCUAUGUCAAUUAUUACCCGCGAAGUUAUUACGGUCGCAAUCUGUACGAACAUGGUCGGUCCAUCUCUGACAACCUGGUGACGUGCGGCCCACACACGUGCGGUGUAGGUGCUCACUGCAUACACGGCAGCGUGAGACCCGUGUGUGCCUGUCUAGCAGGAUACUCAGGCGAUCCGUUGUCGCAGUGUAUCAAAAUCGAAUGUCUUGAUAGCAGCGAAUGCCGCGACUUCCAGACUUGCGUCAAUCAGCACUGUAUAAACCCUUGCGAAGGAACUUGUGGUAUUAACGCAAAUUGCGAGGUUCGGAACCACGUGCCUGUGUGUUCGUGCCCUGCUGGAUAUACUGGAAAUCCUUUCUCAGCUUGCCGAAUUGCCGAUCCUGAGGAGGCUUGUCACCCAUCGCCGUGCGGUCCCAACACUAAGUGUCACGUCGCCAACAACCAGGCUAUAUGUACCUGCUUGCCAGGUUAUAGAGGUAGUCCACUGAGUGGGUGCCGUCAUGAGUGUGAGUCGGACGGCGAGUGCGGUGGAUCCCAGUCUUGUCGGGACUUCAAGUGUGUGAGUCCGUGUAGCGACUGCGGCGUCAAUGCGGACUGCGAGACUGUUGCCGCCCAUCGUGCUAUUUGCAAGUGUCCAAGGGGCUACCACGGUGACCCAUACCGCAUCUGUACGCCCGAAUGUACAUCGGACGGAGAGUGUCCGAGCUACAAGCCUGCCUGUGUGUACAACGCUUGCAUCAAUCCUUGUUUGAACGCGUGUGGUGUUAACGCAGAUUGCAACCUUCGUGGACUCACGCCCGUCUGUUCCUGCCCUAGAAACAUGACCGGUGAUCCGUUCACAUUCUGCAGGCCUUUCGAAGCUCGUGACCUGUGUGAACCAAACCCUUGCGGUGCUAAUGCGAAGUGCACUCCUGGCCAUGAUCGUACCGGAGCCGAGCGACCGGUGUGCACUUGUCCCACUGGUUAUAUCGGAAACGCGCUUGUUUCUUGCGAGAAGGGUGAAUGCGAGUUGGACUCUCAGUGCGGGGAUCAAUUGGCGUGUGUGGGCUACCGCUGUGUAGAUCCGUGCCUCGGUAAUACGCAGUGUGGAUCCGGUGCCGUCUGUAUGGCCCGAAGACAUCUUGCCGUUUGCACAUGUCCCUCAGGUUACAAUGGAGACGCUUUGGUGAACUGCUAUGAGUCUCGAUCUGUAGCAGCGUCUACUCGUUAUUACCGUUAUAAGAGGAACGGCGCUGGUGAGUCCAAGUCGACCGAAAUCGAGUCCAGCGGUGACAGUGAAUCGAAUGGAGACAGUGAAUCGAACGGUGACAGCGAGUCGAUUGUUAACGAGGCGAUUCCAGCUGUCGCUGCUAAGGAUGAAAGCGAUAAAUUCAAAGUCACCGAAAAGAAUGAGUAAUUUUCGAAAUAUUUUUAUCAGAUUAAGUGAAAAUAUGUUUUAAUGCGAGCUAAUGAUGAGAACUUUAAACCUAUAAUAAAGGUCGGCACAGAAAACAUCUUAGUCAUUAUUAUGGUUUAGUUUUUUGCUGUCCAUACCCAUUUUUUUUGUUAAUUAUAAUAAAUAAUGACGUAUUUGUUAAUUAUAUGACGAAUAUGGAGAACAAUAAUCGGUUUAUAAUUCCUAAAUACAUCUAAAAUAUUAAUUAAACCUCACAUUAUUUAUGGGUGUUUGAAAUUUAUAAAAAAAAAAAAAAAUAUUAACAAAUAAAUUGUUCUCGAUUCAGUGAUAUUUAUAAAUUACUGCCAUAUUUAUAUUAAGAGAUUAUACUCAUUAUUAUAGUAGGAAUAAAAGUUGUGUUAUACAUUAUGUAAAGUACAGCUAAUAAUUUAAAGUCACGAGUAUGAAUGUUAAUUUUAUGAA